Messenger RNA from Quercus robur (English oak), 1119 nucleotides. RefSeq lists its product as uncharacterized. Bases 539 to 925 code for a protein of 128 amino acids. The record is from RefSeq and is a predicted model, not a curated record. NCBI's taxonomy places the organism in Eukaryota, Viridiplantae, Streptophyta, Magnoliopsida, Fagales, Fagaceae. The transcript has 4 exons.
AACAAUGAGUGACUAGCUCGUGUAAUGACCCUUGCCCAUAUUAUUUUCACAUAAAAUAGUAUCACUAGAGGGGAGUGGGGUUUUGGUUUAUGUUACACUCAAAACCCCCAUGGGGGUUUAGUGUACUACACUCAAAACCUCCAAGGGGGUUUAGUGUAAUACAAGUGACAUUUUACACAUCAAAUAAUACCACAUGGGGUUAAGUGUUACACUCAAAGCCUCAAGAGAUGUUUUGUGUCUUAUAGGGAAGCCAAAGGGGGUUUUGUAUAUUUUUACCUAAUUUUUGGGAUCAUGGAAAACCUAAAAAUGGUUCAUUUGCAUCAACUAGAAACAAAGGUCAAUGUGAAGACGUGUGUCUGUUUUGUUGUUGCUGUUUGUGGCUUAAUUGCCACAUUUGUGUUCCCCUGGAGAUAUUAAACUUGUGUUUGUACAUCUAUUUUAAAACUUCAUGAUUUUGUGAUUGUUUUCCUCAUUGUGCAGGUUGCAUUUAAAACAGGUGAUUAUAAACAACGAGUAAUUUUUAUUGGUGGAUUAACUGAUGGCUUUCUGGCCACAGAAUACUUGGAACCUCUUGUGUGUUAUUUCCAAUGUUUUGUCAUGCCAUAGGGAGUUACAGCUAUUCCUAUGCACAGACGCAAUGGAGCUUGAUCAGCAGAUCAGUCAUUUAAUCAACAAAGAAGAUUCUGAAGGUGUGGUACUACUGGGGCAUAGUACUGGUUGUCAGGAUAUUGUGCAAUAUAUGCGUACAAAUGCUGCAUGCUGCAUGCUCCAGAGCAGUCCGUGCUGCCAUUUUGCAGGUGCUCACCUAUCAAUACCCUGCUCUGCUCCUUGUAAUGUAAAAGCUUCAAAGAUCUAUAUAUUCAUUCCUAAAUGUAAACCAUUAGUUGUGCUUCUUGAUGUUAGAAUGAGUUUCUGCAGUGAAUAGCAUGGCUUUUAGCUGAAUACAAAGGCUUUUUUGUGUGUCCUUGUUUAAUUUUUGCAUCUGAAUCCUGGCUCAAUCCAACUGGGUAGCAAAUACUAUUUAGUGGUACUAGUACAUCACUACUACUAGCGAUAUCAGCUGUAUAAAAAAUUUCUCAAAACAAGUAUAUUAUAUACUAGGAAGCACGGGUGUGGAUU